Molecule: messenger RNA, 3137 nt
Organism: Pipistrellus kuhlii (Kuhl's pipistrelle)
Lineage: Eukaryota; Metazoa; Chordata; Mammalia; Chiroptera; Vespertilionidae
Gene: SAMD4A
Product: sterile alpha motif domain containing 4A
Exons: 13
Coding region: 730-2961 (743 amino acids)
Biological process (GO): nuclear-transcribed mRNA poly(A) tail shortening; regulation of mRNA stability; negative regulation of translation
Cellular component (GO): P-body
Molecular function (GO): translation repressor activity; mRNA binding; protein binding
Source: RefSeq, a predicted model, not a curated record
CCCCCCGCGCGGCGCUCCCUGCCAAGCCCAUGAUGUAAUGGUGUAUGUUAAUCAGGAGCAUGUGGAGCGCUCCGGCUGGGGCGGCUCAGUCCUCCCAGCGCCGACCCGGGAGACGGCGGUGGCGGCGGCGGCGGCCGGGACUCGCAGCGCCGCUCUCUCCCAGCGCCGCCCGCCCCGACGGCAUGGCCCGCAGCCCGGGCUCCGGGCGCCCCCAGCCCCGCUGACCGCCGCCGCGGGCCCGGACCGCGGGGGCCCCAGCCGCCGGCAUGAGCCGCGCCGAGUGGUGAUCGCCGCUCGGGAAUGCGGGUGUAAAGGGUCCGAGCUGCCGCCCAGCGGGAAAGAGACCCCGGGACGGACGCCGGAAACCACCAUCCCGAAGCCGUGAGAAGGGGAGGGGAAGAGCGCAUUCUUCAUUCAGUUGGUGUGCCUUGUGGGGAUUUUUUAUUUUUUAAAAUCGUUAUCUUUUUUUAAAAAAAGAAACAUUUCCGCGCUCCUGUCUGUCAUCAUCUCUGGGGAAACCAGCCAGAACCACCACCGGGACGUAACUGAAAGCAGACGAGAGAGGCGGCCGCCGAGGCAGUACCUGCAGCGCCCGAGCGCCCAGCCACCUUGGACCCGGGACGCGCUUCGGGCGGGCGGCCGCGGGGCUGCGGCGCCGCCAAACUUUGGGGCGGGCGGGCCGGGCCGGGGCUGCCAGGGGCUUCGUAGACGGAAGGCCGCCCCCUCACCAUGAUGUUUCGCGACCAGGUCGGGGUGCUGGCGGGUUGGUUCAAGGGCUGGAACGAGUGCGAGCAGACUGUUGCGCUGCUGUCGCUGCUCAAGCGCGUGAGCCAGACCCAGGCCCGCUUCCUGCAGCUCUGCCUGGAGCACUCGCUGGCCGACUGCGCCGAGCUGCACGUCCUGGAGGGCGAGGCCAACAGCCCGGGAAUCAUUAACCAAUGGCAACAGGAAUCCAAGGAUAAAGUGAUUUCCCUCCUGUUAACUCACCUGCCUUUGCUGAAGCCAGGAAACCUCGACGCAAAAGUAGAGUAUAUGAAACUGCUGCCCAAGAUCCUGGCGCACUCAAUCGAACACAACCAGCACAUCGAGGAGAGCAGGCAGCUGCUGUCCUAUGCGUUGAUUCAUCCGGCCACCUCGUUGGAAGACCGCAGCGCUUUAGCCAUGUGGCUGAAUCACUUGGAGGACCGCACGUCAACCAGCUUCAGUGGCCAGAGCCGAGGCCGCUCCGACUCUGUGGAUUAUGGGCAGACUCACUACUAUCACCAAAGACAGAACUCCGACGACAAGCUCAAUGGGUGGCAGAACUCUCGGGAUUCUGGGAUUUGCAUCAACGCCUCCAACUGGCAGGACAAAAGUCUGGGGUGCGAGAACGGCCAUGUGCCCCUCUACUCCUCCUCAUCCGUCCCCACCACAAUCAACACAAUCGGAACCAGCACAAGUACAAUUCUCUCAGGCCAGGCACACCACAGCCCUUUGAAACGAUCUGUGUCCCUUACCCCACCCACGAGUGUGCCAAACCAGCCUCUAGGACAUGGAUGGAUGUCUCAUGAGGACUUGCGAGCUAGAGGACCCCAGUGCCUCCCAUCCGAUCAUGCCCCCCUGUCUCCACAAAGCAGUGUAGCCUCUUCAGGAAGUGGUGGGAGUGAACACUUAGAAGAUCAGACCACUGCACGUAACACAUUCCAAGAAGAAGGUAGUGGUAUGAAAGAUGUUCCAGCUUGGUUAAAGAGCCUCCGCCUUCACAAGUAUGCUGCGCUGUUCUCCCAGAUGACCUACGAGGAGAUGAUGGCCCUCACCGAGUGCCAGCUGGAGGCUCAGAAUGUUACCAAAGGUGCAAGGCACAAAAUUGUCAUCAGUAUUCAGAAGCUCAAAGAAAGACAAAACCUCCUGAAGUCUUUGGAAAGGGACAUCAUCGAGGGGGGCAGCCUUCGCAUCCCACUCCAGGAGCUGCACCAGAUGAUCCUGACUCCAAUCAAGGCCUACAGCUCCCCGAGCGCCACCCCCGAGGCUCGCCGCCGGGAGCCCCAGGCCCCACACCCGGCUUCACUCAUGGGCCCCGAGAGCCAGAGCUCCGACUGCAAAGAGAGUGCCACGGCCCCCGGCGCCACAGCCUCCACCUCAGCUGGCGCCAGCGGCGGGCUCCAGCCACACCAUCUGAGCAGCUGUGACGGGGAGCUGGCCGUCGCCCCCCUGCCGGAGGGGGAUCUCCCCGGGCAGUUCACGCGUGUCAUGGGGAAAGUGUGCACACAGCUCUUGGUCUCCAGACCCGAUGAGGAGAAUAUAAGUUCCUAUUUACAGCUCAUAGACAAGUGUCUAAUUCAUGAGGCAUUUACAGAGACGCAGAAAAAAAGAUUGUUGUCAUGGAAACAGCAGGUGCAAAAGCUCUUUCGGUCUUUCCCUCGGAAAACCCUUCUAGACAUAUCAGGAUAUCGACAGCAAAGAAAUCGCGGCUUUGGGCAGUCCAACUCCCUCCCGACGGCCGGCUCUGUGGGCGGCAUGGGCCGGCGGAACCCGCGCCAGUACCAGAUCCCUUCUUGGAACGUCCCUUCCGCCCGCCUGGGCCUCUUGGGCACCAGUGGGUUCGUCAGCUCCACCCAGCGCAACACCACCGCCAACCCCACCAUCAUGAAACAAGGAAGACAGGUUUGUUCUGCACCAGAGGGGGGGGGGGGGCAGGCUCAGCGCCGGAGGCUUCGGGAUGUUUCCCCAGAUGACUCCGAGAACCUCUGGUUUGCCAACCCCGGAGGCAGCAACAGCAUGCCCAGCCGCACCCACAGCUCCGUGCAGAGGACCCGCUCGCUGCCCGUGCACACCUCUCCCCAGAACAUGCUCAUGUUCCAGCAGCCAGAAUUCCAGCUUCCCGUGACUGAACCUGACAUCAACAACAGGCUGGAGUCCUUGUGCCUCAGUAUGACCGAGCACGCCCUGGGAGACGGGGUGGACCGGACCUCCACAAUCUAAAGCUGAAGAUGAGGGAGACCGCGCUGGCCGUGAAAUCGACUGCUGCGGGUCCAGUGUCAGCCAUCGUCGGGCUGCACGGAAUCCUCCAGGAUGCUUUGCAGCCUUACCCUGGUCCCUCUCCCACUUUGAUUUUGUGAGAGCGUAGGUCAUCCUUGUAAACAUAUCAGUAGACCUGG